AUGGACGGCGGGAAGAAGAGCCGGGACCCGUACAAGCUGCCGCAGGAGCGCAGGGACCGCAAGUCAGGCUCCGGGAUGAGCGGCGACGCCAAGAAGGGCGGCCGUGGCGGCAAGUUCACCUGGGAGGGCGCCGACGGCUACACCGACGAGGAUCUUGACCUCAUCGGCAACAAGGGCAGGGGGACCGGCGCCUCCGACAACAAGAAGUCCUAG
Triticum turgidum subsp. durum (durum wheat) is the source of this 213-nucleotide messenger RNA. The record is from the annotation of a GenBank genome assembly. NCBI's taxonomy places the organism in Eukaryota, Viridiplantae, Streptophyta, Magnoliopsida, Poales, Poaceae.